UGGUCAACUACCUUCGCUGACCAGCCUUGCGUCGCCUGCCUCCAGCCUUUGAUUUCUACUCUUGCAGGCAAAGUCGCUCCUCACCAUCUACCAUUAUGGAUCAGGCCUCUUGCCAACGGCAACCACUGCCUGUCAGCGCCUCACACAGCCAGGCUCUACCUUCCAUUGCCUCCCUGACCAGUAACCUACCUUCGACUGAGCAGAGCCCAGUUCGUCACAGGCCACAAUCAGAAGCUCGGGAAGCUCGCGACUCUGGUAAUUGGUCCAUUUCUCAAGGCCCCAGCAAGCACUCAUCUACAGUCUCCAACAGCACCAUGGGCCUGCAGCUACAGACGAUCCUCAACACCGAAGACUCGCCCUCGCGUAGCUCAGUUGUUGACACGCCGUCUUCGUCCAGAUAUUCAUCCGGUUUGCAUCAGCAAACCGCUCUUCCCCCGCUCAAUCCAGGGUUUGACCAUAGGCACAGCUUGGACGUGGGCUCACAUUUCGACUCUCGACGUAGCAGUGUGGACAGUCGUAUGAAUGUAGGAAUGAACCACCUUGCCAUCAGCCCGUGUUCGCCGUAUGAUAGCCAAAAUGCGUCUCGAUCCUCGCUCGUCUCCAAUCUCCAACAGCAGCGAGGAAUCACGAACCCUGAUCCACGCCUCAGCAUCGCCUCUCCGUUAUCGCCUAUGGGCCGAAAUGGGUCACGUGCGGUCCCUCCCCCUCGAAGAGCCCCCAUCAUCAACCCAAAUCCCCGAAGCGUAUCGGGUAUGCCAGAUCCAAUGGCUGCUGCUCCAACGAAAGGUUUUCCCUGGGCGUUCCCAGCUGAAUUCGAACCCGAGGAUAGGAGGGCAUCGAGUAGUGGUGAGUCAAGCGUGGAACAGUCAACUGUCCCAUCACGCCAGAAUAGUUUUGCUGCAUCCAUCAACAGCAGCAUCUUCACUAUAGACUCAACUCAUCCUAGUCAAAAACGAUUAGAUGACAUACCUACAACACAUCAUCACUCAAUGCAGCCUCGCAGCAUCACGAGUUUACAAAAUGCCGCUCUCGCAGACGCCACUUCUCCUGGAGGGAACUACAGUCGUACUCCGGAGCUUCGCGUUAGCCACAAAAUGGCCGAGAGAAAGCGGAGAAGCGAGAUGAAGAAUUUGUUUGAUGACCUGAAUAACAUUCUGCCAAACUCACCUGGAAGUAAAUCCAGCAAAUGGGAGAUCCUCACACAGUCCAUUGAUUACAUCAAAAAUCUUAGCAGAUCACACGACCUUGCCCGUGCUGAAAUUACUCGGCUACGGCCAGAAGCUGAAUACUGUCGACGGGCUCAGGAGGAGAACGAACGGUUGCGUAACGAGUUGGCGUCUGUUUGGACCGCUCUCCGUCGUUCUGAUCCUGGCAAUUCGCAUGUGUAUGGAAGCAUGACGGGCGUGCUUGCACAACAACAUGCCAGCACACCUGGAUCUGCUAGCAACGUGCUCCCUCCCCUACAGCAACAACAACACGCACAAUCACAGCAACAACAAUCACAUCCUCCCCCUCAUUGGGGUGCUCCUGCGUCUACGGCAAUGCAAGGCGUUGAGUAUGGUGGAGUCCGAUCCUUCGAACAUCCACAUCGUUGAACGACAGGAUUGCUGCAUCAUUAAUUCGCGAUGGCGCUUUAUCUGUUUCCCUUGUACAGUACCACUUCGAACAUGUCACCCUUCACCGGUGUUGUCGCACACAACCUCGACCUCAAAAUCGAUUGGUGGCGCUAAUACAUCUUUGCCGCCGUUGCACCUGCUCAUGUUUUCUUGCGCGGCCAUU
Messenger RNA from Dothidotthia symphoricarpi CBS 119687, 1779 nucleotides. RefSeq lists its product as uncharacterized. Gene Ontology annotation, biological process: positive regulation of transcription by RNA polymerase II. The coding region runs from base 96 to 1595 and encodes 499 amino acids. Lineage: Eukaryota; Fungi; Ascomycota; Dothideomycetes; Pleosporales; Dothidotthiaceae. Gene Ontology annotation, cellular component: RNA polymerase II transcription regulator complex. Gene Ontology annotation, molecular function: DNA-binding transcription factor activity; protein dimerization activity. The transcript is spliced from 5 exons. The record is from RefSeq and is a predicted model, not a curated record.